ACCCAUUUUCUGUUUCUUUGUUUUUUUGGUGACUAUUUUCUGUUUCUUUGUUGAACUGUAAGACUCCGUCGUUUUAUCUGGACUUCCCCUUCCCCCAUCUCGCUCCUUAGGGUUUCGUCUUCUUCCAUCUUCGCAACUCCUCAUACGCAUCACGUAUGCAUCACGCUCCAUGCUUCAAUUACAAUCUCCAAAUGGAAGCACCGGCGGCUGCGGCGGCGGCGGUGAACAUCUUCCCAUCAUUGUCCGGUUCAUAUAAGCCGUCCAUAUUUAUCAGAAGAUCCAACGUACUGCCAUUCCGUUCCAAUUUUGGCUUUUUCAAUAAUAAGCUAUGCACUUCUGUACCUAUUUCCAGACUAGGUCAUCUGAGACUUGCUGAGGGAAGUAGAAAGGGGUUUGUAGUUAGAGCUUCAUCAUCGUCUGAACAGUCAUCUGGGUCUAGUUCCAAGUUUGCUCCACUUCAGCUGGAAUCUCCAAUUGGGCAAUUUCUCUCUGAGAUUUUGGUAAGUCAUCCACAUCUUGUGCCUGCUGCAGUUGAGCAGCAGCUUGAGCAAUUCCAAACAGACUGUGAUGGUGAUAAACGAAAGGAUGAGCCUUCUGCUUCAGGCACUGAUAUAGUUUUGUACAGGAGAAUUGCUGAGGUCAAGGCUAAUGAGAGGCGGAAAGCUCUAGAAGAGAUAUUGUAUGCUUUGGUUGUUCAGAAGUUUAUGGAUGCCAAUGUUUCUCUGGUACCCUCCAUUACCCCUAAUCCUUCUGGGCGAGUCGAUUCAUGGCCAGAAGAAGAUGAGAAAAUUGAGAAGCUUCAUUCCUCUGAAGUCCAUGAAAUGAUCCAAAACCAUUUGUCUGUCAUCCUGGGUAACCGUACCGGGGAUUUGUCUUCUUUAGCUCAGAUCAGCAAACUCAGGCUAGGACAAGUCUAUGCAGCAUCAGUCAUGUAUGGAUACUUUCUUAAGCGGGUUGACCAACGGUUCCAGCUAGAGAAGACAAUGAAAAUUCUGCCUAACACAGCAGAAGAGAAUCACAGUUACCCGACUUCCUUGGAAGAUACGAGACACAAGGGUGGAGAGAACCUUUCUUCAGUUAUGUCUCAUCCUGAGGUCUCUUCCUUGCCUAGCAGUGGCAUCAGUUCAGGGGGAUCCAGCUAUGCGACAAAGGCGUCCAGAUUGCGUAACUAUGUGAUGUCUUUCGAUGGAGAGACACUACAGAGAUAUGCAACAAUAAGAUCCAAAGAGGCUGUCAGCAUGGUUGAGAAGCACACACAGGCACUGUUUGGAAGACCUGAAAUGGUUAUAACACCUCAGGGGGCAAUUGAUUCUUCGAAGGAUGUAAACAUCAAAAUUAGCUUUGGUGGUCUUAAGAGACUUGUUUUGGAAGCUGUUACUUUUGGUUCUUUUCUGUGGGAUGUUGAGAGCUAUGUGGACUCUAGGUACCAUUUUGUUUUGAGCUAAGUUUUUCCCCACUUGUGAUUUGCGACCACUACUUUAAUCGAUGCAAUCAAAUGUAAUGCAUAUAUUUAUAUAUUUCAAUUUCAAUCAGUAUCACUGAUUGAUGAAUUGAUCUGUAAAUAUGGAUGGUUUGGUGGUUUCCUCUCUUUCUUUUCUGGUAAGUUUGGCUUAAGCCAUGCUUACAUUAAAGGACACUGAUUAUUUCUACAGGUUUUAUAAUUGUCAUGUUGUAUAUGUGGAUAUUGAUUAAUGAAAUAAUAUGUGUAAUUUAAAUAUUCUAUAAUA
Messenger RNA from Arachis stenosperma, 1727 nucleotides. Its product is annotated as UV-B-induced protein At3g17800, chloroplastic-like. NCBI's taxonomy places the organism in Eukaryota, Viridiplantae, Streptophyta, Magnoliopsida, Fabales, Fabaceae. The record is from RefSeq and is a predicted model, not a curated record. Bases 156 to 1445 code for a protein of 429 amino acids. The transcript is spliced from 4 exons.